GAGAUGAAAAAGUCUUGAUUUGAGUUGACUUUGCACAUAAAAAGCAUUCUCGUGGCGUUAUAAAAUUACGAUGAACCAAUGGUGUCACAUGGGCUACCUUGCCGAUGUUUUUAGUACCUUUCUGGGCUUUGGAGAGAUCAGAGAGCUCUCGGUAUUCAUCAAGAUAACCAUAUUUGUGUCCUCGAAGAUGAACGAAGGUCUUGCAAUUGAAUGCUAAGAUCACCCCUCAAGGACCAGUAAUGCUUUAUUUUACUUGAUUUAUUGGCCCUCGCCUGAAAAACAAUGUAAGAUGCAGAACACUUUCUAUAGGAGGGGUUUGGGGGACAGAAUGCACUUUCUGUGCGGUGUAAAAAUGAUUAUGUCUACGGAAAGUCCCCCAUAAAACACGCGUGUUUGUGUCUGGAGGAAGGAAAAACACAAAGACGUCUCCAGAAUAAGGGAGGAGGACGUCGACACGUCAGUGAAAAAGGGGUCCAGAAGAAAGGGCUCCAGGAAUAAAACUCGCGAUGCUAUAAUGAGAGAUGAAGACAAACCAUAACUCGUUUCAUAUCCGUUCGGAGAUCUAAGGAAAAAAAAUCGGUUCUGCGCUCAUAAGGAUCACAAAGUGACGCGCGUAAAAGUUUAAGAGACAGAGAGAGAGAGAGAGAGAGAGAGAGAGGUUUUCAUCUCAUUGUCGUCGCAGUCUCUACCGGGACGCAUCCGUUCACCUGAAGAGCAAGAGACCGGCUCUCUGCGUUUGUUUGGAGCAGAGGAUGAUGUCGAGCAGCAAAACGACUCUUGCUUUCCUCAUCUACGGGCUCCUCGUUCAAUGCAACGUGUGCUCUCCGCUGAGUUACCCCAACAUCAGAAUGGAGGCAGCUGGGUUUGACGAGGAGGGGAACUCGUUAACGGAUCUAACCUUCGACAGGGACCAGAUCACCCUCCGGAGCUCCCCAUCACUUACUGAAGACGCGUACACCUUUUACAGUCCUCCAUCCAAAAGAACGGAAAGGCACGCCGACGGGAUGUUUAAUAAAGCAUACAGGAAAGCGCUCGGUCAGUUAUCAGCGCGCAAAUACCUGCAUACACUGAUGGCGAAACGCGUGGGAGGAGGAAGCGUGAUAGAGGACGACAACGAGCCGCUCUCGAAGCGUCACUCGGACGGGGUUUUCACGGACAGCUACAGCCGCUACCGGAAGCAAAUGGCCGUGAAGAAGUAUCUGGCCGCGGUCCUUGGCAAAAGCCCUGAAGACUUAGAUUUGCACCAAUUUCUACGAGACGAUGAGAUUGUGGCAUUUUUGUUCGAUUUGCUGAGACAGUUGCCUCCCGAAUUCCCGGCUUUGUGACACAGGAGGCAGCUAGCGGCUUGGGUGCCUUUGCUUCAUCUUUAAAAUGGCCACCAAUUUCAGAUGGCACAUUAGCGGCCCUCCAAAUGCUGCAAUCACCUGCUCACACGUCUCCUAUUUCUCACAUAACAUGAUUUGUUCAAACGCCGCCUGGCUUUCCGAUCAUUCGAUUUAAACUUCUCUAUGCAUAGUGUGUUGUAGCGAUCUGUACGGCAUUUAUUAAACGCUCUCGGCCUUGAAAUUCA
This is a messenger RNA of Puntigrus tetrazona (Sumatra barb), 1570 nucleotides long. RefSeq names its product adenylate cyclase activating polypeptide 1a (gene adcyap1a). Gene Ontology annotation, molecular function: pituitary adenylate cyclase activating polypeptide activity; neuropeptide hormone activity; peptide hormone receptor binding. Gene Ontology annotation, cellular component: perikaryon; extracellular region; neuron projection. Bases 753 to 1325 code for a protein of 190 amino acids. The transcript is spliced from 7 exons. NCBI's taxonomy places the organism in Eukaryota, Metazoa, Chordata, Actinopteri, Cypriniformes, Cyprinidae. The record is from RefSeq and is a predicted model, not a curated record. Gene Ontology annotation, biological process: positive regulation of GTPase activity; neuropeptide signaling pathway; positive regulation of ERK1 and ERK2 cascade.